UUCCUGCCUCUCUUCUCCAGGGUCUGCUGACAGAAGCAUGAUUGGUUCCUAGGAUCCGGCUCGCUGGGGCCUACUGUCCUCCUGGGAAUUUCCUGAGAAUGCCCCAUUCCCUCUACCCUCCUGGUGGCCUCCUCCUCUUCCUACUAGCAUCUACAGCCUCCUUUCCAAAGGACCUCAUUCCCUCAAGCACGGUCAGUUUGGCAGGCGCAACCCAGUGGACUUAUUUCCAAGGACUCCCGGGGGAUAAUGACACCACCCAGCUGGGCCUGGAUUUCCAAAGCAUGCUGCGACUCAACCAAACGCUUUUCAUUGCAGCCCGAGACCACGUCUACGCCUUUGAUCUCCGAAGGACGAAGGACGAUUUCUCUCCGACCAGGCAUCUCACAUGGAAGACCCAGGACAUGGUCAACUGCGCCAUGAGAGGAAAACUUCGGAAUGAAUGUUACAACUACAUCAAAGUCUUGGUUCUGAAGAACAACCAAACCCUCUUAGCUUGCGGGACGAACGCAUUCAACCCCAUGUGCCGGGCCUACAAGAUCGGUAGUUUGGAGCAGGAGGGCGAGGAACUGAAUGGGCAGGCCAGGUGCCCCUUUGAUGCAAAGCAAACCAACGUUGCCCUCUUCGCAGAAGGGAACCUCUACUCGGCUACCGUGGCAGACUUCCAAGCCAGCGACGCGGUGAUCUACCGAAGUUUGGGGGAGCGGAGUCCCGUUCUCCGGACGGUCAAGUACGACUCCAAGUGGCUACGAGAACCUCAUUUCCUGCAUGCCCUGGAAUACAGAGAUUACGUCUACUUCUUCUUCCGAGAGAUCUCCAUGGAGUACACCACGCUUGGUCGGGUGAUCUUUUCCCGUGUGGGACGAGUGUGCAAAAACGACAUGGGCGGUUCCCCACGAGUGCUGGAGAAAUACUGGACGUCCUUCCUGAAGGCCCGCCUCAACUGCUCGGUGCCUGGCGAUUCCUUCUUCUACUUCGACGUCCUUCAAGCUGUGACGGACGUGACCCUCGUGAACGGGCGACCGGCCAUCUUCGGGGUCUUCACCACGCAGUCCAACAGCAUCACCGGCUCUGCCGUCUGCGCUUUCUACAUGGACGAGGUGGAGCGAGUGUUCAGCGGCAAAUUCAAGGAGCAGAAGAACGCAGAUUCGGCUUGGUCCCCCAUCCCCGAGGAGAAAGUGCCCAAGCCCAGGCCGGGCAGCUGCGCUGGCGUCGGCCAAGCCUCAAGUUACAAGGCCUCCAGUGAAUUCCCUGAUGAGAUGCUGAGCUUCAUCAAGUCCUUCCCGCUGCUGGAUGAAGCUAUCCCCUCCGUCACGGAGCGGCCCUGGUUCUCCAAGACCUCCAGCAGGUACAAGCUGACCCGGCUAGCUGUGGACCCGGCAGCUGGCCCAUCCCAGAAUUACACCGUUCUUUUCCUGGGCUCGGAAGAAGGGACGGUGUUGAAGGUGGUCACCGGGACCCACGAGAACUCGUCAGUGGAGACCCGGUUGCUGGAAGAGAUCUCCGUCUACAAUCCCGCCCGGUGCAGCGCCAAGAAGGAAGAUCGGCGGAUUUUGGGGUUAGAGCUGGACACAGCCAACCAUGCCCUCUACGUGGCCUUCUCCAGCUGUGUGGCCCGAGUGCCACUCAGCCGCUGCUCCACCUACAGCACCUGCCGCAGGCGCUGCCUGGCUUUCCGCGACCCAUAUUGUGUCUGGCUGCGCGCCAGCGCUUGUGUUCCGUUCAGCAAUGAUAUCAGAAGUGGAUUUGAACAAGAUGUUGAAAAUGCAGCCAAGUAUGCGGGGAGCUGUCAAGAUCUGGUAACGGCAACCGGGAAUCACGACGGCACCAGCGACUCUGCCUAUGGCGAGACGCAGACGGCCACCGCUCCCGCCGUGCCGUACCCGGAGGCGCCCGCAGCGUCUCCCUCUGCUAGCAUGGCACUUGACGCCCACCCGGCCCCCGGCGCUGGGGACCCACGCUCCACCCUCCACGUGGCUGUGAGCACCCAGGGUAAGAUGGGCUGGCCGGCCGGCCCGACACGCACCCGCGUGCGCAGCGCCCGCAGAAUAACAGCCUGGGCUGGGAAUCACUAACCCGGCAUGGGAAGCGGGUGCCUGAGAUGCUAACAAACGGCCUGGCAUGUGGACGCAUGAACCAGUAGAGGUAGCAACCCCCUCCCCGUUGUGUGUUCCCGGGAGGGGGCCCCAGGCGCGGGGGACUUCCUUUUCUCACAGUGCGCUGCCGACCCCUCUCUGUGCAUGGCGGGCGAGACACGUGGUUCUCUUGGAGCUGUGGUUGUGUGGGAGGCAGGUGUGUGUACGCGUGUGUGUACGAGUGAGUCGCACCGAGCGAGGACUCUGUGGCUGUGUUUAAAAUUAGAAAGUGUGUGUGCGUUUGUGUGGGAGAAGAUGUAUAGGUUUCAGAUUAGAGAGACGGGGGACGGAGGGCGGCUGUCGUCAGGAGGAGGCGGGCAGGUUGCGGAGCAAGCGAGAUCUUUUUGCAUCCGUACUGAGCAAGCUGGGAGGAGAAAGCAAUUGCUCCAGACAGGCAGAACGUCCCCUAGACCUAAAGCUGCCAACCUCCAGGGGAGGCCUGGAGAUCUCCCAAACAAUCUCCCAACUACAGAGAUCAGCUCCUCUCGAGAAAAUGGGUGUUUCCCCCUCACUUUGGGGUUUUGGUCCUUCUUGGUCGCUCCGUCCAUCCAACACAAAACAAAAACAAAAACAACGCUAGCAGCUUGCACAAUAA
Messenger RNA from Sphaerodactylus townsendi, 2727 nucleotides. It is a transcript of the gene SEMA6C, whose product is annotated as semaphorin 6C. The transcript is spliced from 17 exons. The record is from RefSeq and is a predicted model, not a curated record. The coding region runs from base 99 to 2072 and encodes 657 amino acids. Gene Ontology annotation, biological process: positive regulation of cell migration; neural crest cell migration; axon guidance. Lineage: Eukaryota; Metazoa; Chordata; Lepidosauria; Squamata; Sphaerodactylidae. Gene Ontology annotation, molecular function: semaphorin receptor binding; chemorepellent activity.